This is a messenger RNA of Triticum turgidum subsp. durum (durum wheat), 1464 nucleotides long. The record is from the annotation of a GenBank genome assembly. NCBI's taxonomy places the organism in Eukaryota, Viridiplantae, Streptophyta, Magnoliopsida, Poales, Poaceae.
AUGGUGGAAACAUACACGACUGAUGAAGCGCUUACGGCAGUGGGAUUCGGGAGGUUCCAGGCGCUGGUCCUGGUGUACGCGGGCGUGGGCUGGGUCGCGGAAUCCAUGGAGCUCAUGCUCCUCUCCUUUGUCGGGCCCAUGGUGCGGGAGGAGUGGCAGGUGUCUGCCCAACACGAGAGCCUGCUCUCCAGCAUCGUCUUCUUCGGCAUGCUGCUAGGCUCCUGUGCCUGGGGCUUCGUCUCCGACACAUAUGGCCGGAGGACCGGUUUGCUCUUCUCCACGUUGUUCACCACCGGGAUGGGUUUCGUCAGCGCUUUCUCGCCCAACUACGCGUGCCUGGUGGCGCUUCGGUUCCUCGUCGGCGUCGGGGUGGGCGGCGCCCACGUCUUCAUGUCCUGGUUCCUGGAGUUUGUCCCCGCGCACAACCGUGGCACCUGGAUGGUCGCCUUCUCCGUGUUCUGGACCCUUGGCACCGUCGUGGAGGCUUCGCUGGCGUGGGUGGUCGUAUCGGCGUCCCUGAGUUGGCGGUGGCUGCUGGCGCUGACGGCCCUCCCGCUCCUACUCCUUCUUCCUCUCUUCGGAGCCACGCCGGAGUCGCCUCGCUAUCUCUGCGCACGGAACAAGCUGCCGGAGGCGACGCUUGUCCUGCAGAGGAUCGCGGCCGCCAACCACGCGGCUCUUCCUCCUGGAACUCUCACCCGCCUCAACCGCGGUGAAAGUGAUUAUGAGUGUGAGAGUGAAACACGGUAUCACCUUCCUCUCCUUUUUCUUCUUCGGGGCACAGACAACGAUGCUGCCAUGAGCUCCAAGCUGCGCAGCCUGUUGUCGCCGGACAUGCGCAGGUGGACGCUCCUGCUCUGGUUUGUCUUCUACGCUCAGUCCUUUGUUUACUACGGCCUUGUCCUGCUCACCUCUCAGCUGGUUGAUGCAAAUACAAGCUGUCCUCCUACCGUGUCAGCUGUGGCAGUGCUCUUCAACGGUGAGCAUCACCCAGAUGAUGCUGCUGCCGCUGCCAGCCUAUACAAGGAUACAUUUGUUACUAGUUUUUCAGAGAUCCCUGGACUAAUCCUCUCUGCCGUCCUCGUUGAAUGGUUUGGACGGAAAGCUACCAUGUCCUGCUUGCUCUUCACAUGCUGCGCUUUCCUUGCGCCGCUUCUACUUCGUCAGAGCGAGCUAUGGACGACUGGCCUUCUAUUCGGUGCCCGUGCUUGUGCCAUGGGUAGCUCCAUCGUUCUAUGUCUGUACGCCCUAGAGGUUUAUCCAACAUCAGUACGCUCGACUGGUGUCGGAAUUGCAUCCGCGGUUGGUAAAGUCGGUGGGGUUGUUUGCCCCCUUGUAGCUGUUGGGAUGCUCAGGAGCUGUCAUCAAAUGGAAGCCAUCAUUGUGUUUGGGGCCGUGUUGUGCCUCGCAGCAAUUGCCUGCAUGCUAUUCCCUCUAGACACCAAGGGCCGUGACAUCAACUGA